Trametes versicolor FP-101664 SS1 is the source of this 1555-nucleotide messenger RNA. RefSeq names its product MFS general substrate transporter. The record is from RefSeq and is a predicted model, not a curated record. Gene Ontology annotation, biological process: amino acid transmembrane export from vacuole. The transcript has 17 exons. Lineage: Eukaryota; Fungi; Basidiomycota; Agaricomycetes; Polyporales; Polyporaceae. Bases 116 to 1555 code for a protein of 479 amino acids.
AGCUGCCGUGAUAGCUCCUGUUCGCAACGAUGAGCCUAUCGUCACUCGCAGGGAACUUUGGAGCUACUAUCUGUACUACAACGGUGACAACGGAGUUGGACCCCUAGGAUAUAGUAUGACUCUGUUCCAGUCGCUAGCCGUCGCCGCCGGGUUCGACCCGGUGAAAGGACCGGGGUCUAGCUGCUCUGCCUCGGACGCCUCCGGACAGUGUGUGGUCCCUUGGGGUGGGGGCACCAAAGCCGUCAACUCUGUCGUCUUGGUAGCCAACGGCGCAAGUUUCGCGGUCAUGACGCUCUUGUUCACUACAGUCAGCUCAGUGGCAGAUUAUGGCACCUUUGGACGGUGGCUGCUCCUGAUUGUCACCGUUUUCUGUUGGAUCGCACAAUUCGCCUGCAUGUCCCUGACGACACCUGACCGAUGGGGCCUCGCGUUGGCCUUGUACAUGAUCGGGUUCAUCACAUACGGCGCGACCCUCGUGUUCUACGCUGCCCUCUUUCCUCGUUUGGCUCGCAACACUGCGCACGCCCGCCAGCUUAGAGAUCAAUACGAACGAGGCGAGAUCUCUGUGGAAGAAUAUGAACGGGAGGAGAGUCUGGAGAAGAACCGCAUCAGCAACAUCAGCACGGCACACAGCAAUAUCGGGUACAUUGUCACGCUCGCCUUGAACCUUACUAUCCUGCUACCCCGCGCGAGCGACCCGAAAGUCAACAACUACGUCCUAGUCCUAACGAACGGAUAUUGGGUGCUGUUGGGCAUUUGGUGGUUCAUCUUUCAGCAGCCGCGCCCAGGUCCCCCACUACCCAAGGGUGAACACUACGUGACGAUAGGAUGGAAGCAGAUCUGGAUGGCACUCAAGCAGUAUAAACAGCUGCCCCACACCUUCAUAUACCUGGCGGCGUUCUUCCUGCUCGCCGACGGCUUCAACACCACAGGCACUCUCGUAUACAUUUGCCAGAACGACCGGUUCAAAUUCUCGUUCCUUCAGAAUACUUACCUUGGGCUGGUCCAGGCCGUCGCGUCAACCACAAGCACUUUGGGUUUCUGGUACAUUCAGCGAUACUGGAAGAUCCCCACCAAGAAGAUGUUUGCAGUAACCAACGUCGUCACGAUACUCAUUCCCUUGUGGGGGAUGAUCGGUCUAUGGACUACGAAGUUUGGCUUCCGCAACGUCUGGGAGUUCUGGGCGUACAACGUCAUCUCCGGACUCUUCCAAGCUCCGUACUAUGCAUUCUCCCAGACGAUGAUGGCCGAGCUGACUCCACCGGGCUUCGACAACAUGUUCUUUGGUCUGUUUGGGCUGUCGAACCGCGCCUCCAGCUUGAUCGGACCGAAUGUCGUGCAAGCUAUCAUCGACAGCUCGGGCAACAACUGGAAGGGCUUUCCAUUCCUGUUCGCGUUGUGCACUGUCGCAUGCGGUGUUCUCUGGUUCGGUGUGGACGUGCAGCAAGGCCGGCGCGACGCGAUUAUAUGGGCGGCAAAGCAGCGGUCCCAUGGCCAGGCAGCCGCAUCGAAGUCGGAGAUAGACACGGAAGAGUCGCCGAAGAAGAAGCUGUAG